AUGAGCACCACCACCCUCCCCGCCGCCGCCAGCAACCCGCACAACCCGCACACGGCCGCCCCCACCCUCCUCUGCACCGAACUCGCCAUCACCUCGCUGAUGCUCCUCUGCGUCCUCCUGCGCUUCUACUCGCGCCUCUUCCUCUCGCGCCGCUUCGGCGCCGACGACGCCAUCCUCGGCGUCGCCGCGGCGACCGCCGUCGCGCACACGGCCGUCACCUGCGUCGGGACGAGGCACGGGAUCGGGGUGCAUGUUUGGGACCUGGAUCUGGAUGGCGAUGGCGAUGCGGCGGAGGUGGUGAGGAAUGGGUUUAGGUUCGUGUUUGCGAGUAUUUUGUUGUUUCAUCCGGUGUCGGCGCUGACGAAGGGAGAGAGAGACAGGCCGAUCGACCUCUUCUGGAACCAGCCGUUCAACAUCCAGCGCGACUGCGUCGACGUGCUGACGCUGCUGGUGGCGACGGCGGCGCUCAACAGCGUCGGCGACCUGCUGGUCUACCUGUGGCCGAUCAAGUUCCUGUUCAAGCUGCAGAUGCCGCUGAAGCACCGCCUCGGCCUCAUCCUGCUCUUCUCCUUCGGCUGCAUCGUCUUCGCCGCCAGCGUGUGCCGCAUCGUCGCCCUGCCACCCGCCAUGACGAGCGUCGACGUCCUCUACAACUCCUCCACCCUUCUCCUCAUCGCCUCCAUCGAAGAAAACAUGGGCAUCAUCUGCGGCUGCCUCCCCUGCGUCAAGGGCGCCCUCGCCCACUUCUGGCCCCGCAUCUUCCGCUCGUCCUCAUCCCCCACCGACGACGACGACGACCUCGACCUCGCCCCCUACUCCUCCUCCUCCACCACCUCGCCGCGUCAUCGUCAUCGUCACCCCCGCGACCGCCCCCACGCCUUCCAGCACACCGGCGCCGGCCGCGUCACCGGCUACGGCGACCACUCGCACAACCACUCCGCGACCGUCGUGUCGACGGCGGGCGCUAGUAGCAAGAGCGGGAGAAAAGCGAGUAGCAGUUGCGCCACGGCGGCGGCGGGAGUGGAAGAAGAGGGAGAAGAGUGGGAGGUGGAGGUGGAGAUGGCGGCGUGGUGGCGUCAUCGGCGUGGGGAUGAUGAGAGGGGGUUGGUGGAGGAGUGGCGCGGCUGCAGCCGCCGCGGCCACGGCCACGGCGCGGGGGAUGAGGAGAGUGGUGGUUGUGCUGGUGCUGGUGCUGGUGGGGGGAUCGUGUUGACGCAGGAGGUGGUGGUGAAGAGGAGUAGGUCGGUGGCGGCGGGUGGGGCGGGGCGGGCAGCGGGUGAGGGGUAUGCUGGUGCUGGUGCUGGUGCGGGGAGGGGGGGUGCGGCGGGGGGCGCGGUUGGGGAGGUGUCGACUGUGGGUGGUGGGGAGUGGGAGGCGGGUGAUGGGGGGAGUGUGGGGAAGGGGAGUAGCAGGAGGAGUGUGUGA
This is a messenger RNA of Diplodia corticola, 1425 nucleotides long. RefSeq lists its product as uncharacterized. The transcript is spliced from 3 exons. The coding region runs from base 1 to 1425 and encodes 474 amino acids. Lineage: Eukaryota; Fungi; Ascomycota; Dothideomycetes; Botryosphaeriales; Botryosphaeriaceae. The record is from RefSeq and is a predicted model, not a curated record.